AUGGCAGCGUUUUAUUCUUAUUCGUGUUUAUGGAAAAAUUGCGGUAAAAGUUUUACUUGCUUAGAAGACUUGAUCGAACAUGUUGAAGAUGUCCAUGUUGAGAAAGAUGCUGCUCCAAUGGAGAAAUUAGACAAUUUAUCACCACCAGCGUUAGCUUUAAGCCAUAUUUUGCGUUUUUUUACUGAAGCAGCUCGCCAAGUACGACGCAAGCAAUUAGCCCAAUUAGCUGCUCAAAACACCAACAAAAGUAGCCAAGUUAGCGAUAAAGGACGCCAUGUUAGUAGUCCAGCAAGUGGUAGCCAUCACAACUUAACUUUCUCUUCCGAUACUACGGCUACAACCACCAGUACAUCCGCUACUUUAACACCAACACAGGUUCAUAUCAGUAAAUCCAGUCAAUACGACCAUGAUGGCAGUGACAGCGAUGAAUCUUGGACAACCAAUGAAACAUUCUCCAGUGAUGCUAUUCUCAGUAUGAUGGCAACCGAUGAAGGCUUAGAGAAACCUUUUGCUUGCCCUGUCCCUGGUUGUAAUAAGCGUUAUAAAAAUGUCAAUGGGAUGAAAUAUCAUGCUAAAAAUGGCCAUAAAAAAGAAAUUCGCGUCAGAAAAGCUUACCGUUGUACCUGUAAGAAAUCCUACCGAUCGGCUAUGGCUUUAAAAAAGCAUUGCAUUAAAGUUCAUCAUGGUAAUCCCAGUGGUGGACUACCGGAACCUGUACGCUCUUUGGAGAUUGAUUUAAUUGCUAAUUCUACAGUUCAGUAA
Messenger RNA from Trichoplax adhaerens, 762 nucleotides. RefSeq lists its product as uncharacterized. The record is from RefSeq and is a predicted model, not a curated record. Bases 1 to 762 code for a protein of 253 amino acids. The transcript has 3 exons. NCBI's taxonomy places the organism in Eukaryota, Metazoa, Placozoa, Uniplacotomia, Trichoplacea, Trichoplacidae. Gene Ontology annotation, cellular component: nucleus.